AUGAGGGUGAUAAAAGAGAGUUCCAGAGUUAUCAAGCCAAUCUACGAAGGCACUCCUCCCUCAACCACACACCACAUUCCUUUAAGUGUCUUUGACAAAGUCACCUACAACACCCAUAUAGCUGUGAUCUAUGCCUACCGCCCCCCAACGCCACCCAAUAGAGCCUUAGAGUUGGGUCUCCAAAAGGCCUUAUCCGUGUAUAGAGAAUGGGCUGGGAGGCUAGCUAAGGACGACAAAGGUGAAAUUGUUAUUCUUCUCAAUGAUGAAGGUGUUAGGUUUGUGGAGGCCUCAGUGGAUGGCACUCUUGACCAAGCCAUGCCAUUAAAACCCUCACCAUCAUUACUUAGCCUCCAUCCCAGUACGAAAGGUGUGGUAGAAUUGGUACAAGUUCAGAUCACUAGGUUCACAUGUGGCUCCAUGGUGGUGGGCUUCACAGCCCACCACCUUGUGGGUGAUGGCCAAUCUGCAAGCAAUUUCUUGGUUGCUUGGGGUCAGGCUUGUCGUGGAGUCAAGAUCAACCUAAGACCAUUUCAAAAUCGUAACAUUUUUACUCCUCGAAACCCCCCAAAGUUUGAGUUUGAGCAUAGAGGUGUUGAAUUUAUAAGUAAGAAAACUCAAAAAGAUUAUGCAAUUGAUAAUAAUGUCAUAGAUGACAUUGUGGUGCACAAAGUCCAUUUUACCCUCGAGUUUCUAGCCAAACUCAAGGCAAAAGCUUCGUCCAUGAAUGGUGAAAACAAGCCUUAUAGUACUUUUGAGAGCUUGGUGGCUCAUCUUUGGAGGGUCAUAACCAAGGCUCGAUCACUCAGCAGUCAUGUGACCACUCAUGCUAGAAUCUCUGUCAAUGGCCGAGCAAGAUUGAAUCCUAGAGUCCCCAAUGAGUAUUCUGGGAACUUGGUGCUCUGGGCCCUCCCGAGAACUAAGGUGAAGGAUCUUCUUCGUGAGCCACUACCCUACGCAGCAAAACUCAUCCAUGACGCUGUUGCAAAAGUGAAUGACAACUACUUCAAAUCAUUCAUUGACUUCGCCAACCACAAGGUGGUGGAGGAAGACCUAAUUCCCACGGCAGAUGCAGACAAGUCCACUCUUUUCCCUAAUAUAGAUGUGGAUAGUUGGCUCCGGUUUCAAUUCUAUGACCUUGAUUUUGGGGAAGGGUGCCCUUACAUUUUCUUACCAUCAUACUUUCCUAUGGAGGGGUUGAUGUUUCUCUUACCAUCCUUCAUCGGCGAUGGAAGUAUAGACGCUUUCGUAACUUUGCUACGAGACCACUUGGAUUCCUUCAAGCAAAUAUGCUAUUCCUUGGACUAG
This is a messenger RNA of Thlaspi arvense, 1305 nucleotides long. NCBI's taxonomy places the organism in Eukaryota, Viridiplantae, Streptophyta, Magnoliopsida, Brassicales, Brassicaceae. The record is from the annotation of a GenBank genome assembly.